Messenger RNA from Protobothrops mucrosquamatus (brown spotted pit viper), 1336 nucleotides. RefSeq names its product zinc finger protein 239-like. Bases 182 to 1180 code for a protein of 332 amino acids. The record is from RefSeq and is a predicted model, not a curated record. Gene Ontology annotation, cellular component: nucleus. Gene Ontology annotation, biological process: regulation of DNA-templated transcription. The transcript has 3 exons. NCBI's taxonomy places the organism in Eukaryota, Metazoa, Chordata, Lepidosauria, Squamata, Viperidae.
UCUUCUGCUUUCGUAGCAGCCGCCCGGAAUCGACCCAGCCCGAGCGCCAGCGAGCCUCUGGAUUGUACCAAAUCGGGAAGCGUGGCUUUAUUUAUUCUUCUUUUGAUAGGCGAGAUUCCCAAGUUGGCAGCUCGAGGACUUAGAGUCGUCUAGAGGCCAGAGCCUUCUGCAGAAGUGACUGAUGUAUUUUGCUGAGAUACAAUGGGCCCUUCUGGACCCAUGCCAAAGACCUGUCUACAGGGACAUUGUGCAGGACAAUUUUGGGACUCUACUGUCGCUAGACGGAGGAACCAUGAAUUCAAAUUCACAGCCAGGUGGGCCUGAGGAUGUGCAAAAGCAAGUCCAAGGGCGGUCUGAGGGCUCUGCUUAUGGGGGACAACCUCCAGCUGGGCAGCAGAAUGAAGAGGCAGGGAAAGGAUGGGUCAAGCCACCUCUUUUUCCUCCAGUGACAAAAGACAACACCACUGUCCCACCCCAUGGAAUUCAUAUGGGGCCUGGCCCCAGUCUUUGCAUCCAGUGUGGAGAGAGCCUGGCCCAAACUCGGCAAACCCUUGCCCAAACUCGGCAAACCCUUGCCCAAACUCAGCAAACUCUUGCCCAAACUCAGCAAACCCUUGCCCAGCCUAAGAGAUCUCCCCUCUCUGCUGAUAAGCAAUACCCCUGCUCUGAUUGUGGGAAAAGCUUCGGUGUCAGCUCCCACCUCACAAUUCACCGGAGAACUCACACUGGUGAAAAGCCCUAUGAGUGCAAUGACUGUGGAAAAAGUUUCAGCCAGAGCUCCACACUUGUCCUCCACCGGCGCAUCCAUACAGGAGAGAAGCCAUACAAGUGCACAGAUUGUGGGAAGAGCUUUUCCGUUAGUUCCCACUUGACCAAACACCAACGAAUCCACACGGGAGAGAAACCAUACGAAUGCCAGGUAUGUGGGAAAAGAUUCAGCCAGAGCUCCACCCUCAUUCUUCACCAGAGGAUCCAUACAGGGGAAAGGCCUUAUAAAUGUGAUGAAUGUGGUAAGACCUUCAGCGUCAAUUCACACCUCACCAUCCACCAGAGAAUCCACACAGGAGAGAAACCAUUCCGUUGCAUGGAAUGUGGGAAGAGUUUCCGACAAAGGUCUGGUCUUAGCACACAUCAGAAAACUCACAUGAUGCUUGUGAGACCUUAUAAAUGCCCAUCUUAGAAAGCCUAUCUGCAAGUACCACCAAAAUUCUCUAUCUCACACACACACACACACACACACACACUCAGACAAAGAGUAAAAAAAAAACAAAUUGGCAUAACAAUUUUGUACUGGGAAAGGCAGACUUCAGGAACUCAGUUUAGAUUUUUAUAAUUA